AAUCCCUUUUCCAUCAACAUUAUCCCAUCCACACACACACACCCACGCGGGUGUGUGUGUGUGGAAGCCAUUCCCAUAAUAUAAUACAACUCAAGAACAAAAAAAAUUGUACCUUAAACCAAAACCUAUGAAGCCAUUCUCCAAUCUCUUCUUUUCCAUCAUCCCAAUCUUGUUCGGGUUCGCGACGUGGUCGUCAUCGAACCCCAACCUUAACCCGAUCAAUUCGACGUGCGCGAUUUCAUCCCGUGACGAUCCAAACAUCGACUACGCUUUUUGCGUGACAUCCCUUCAAGCCGUACCUGGCAGCCGGUGCGCGUCCCUCGGGGCCCUCGGGAAGAUCUCGAUCGAUCUCGUUCUCCGCAACAUAACGGAGACGAGCUGUUACAUCGAACAGCUCAUCGAGAACGGGACGUGGGACCCGUACCGGAGGCAGUGCUUGAGCGAUUGCUCGGAGCUUUUCUCGGAUGCGAUCCCGGCCGUCGAGCAGGCUGCGAGGGACUACGAGGCGAGGAGGUUCGACGAUGCCAACGUGCACAUAAGCUCGGCGAUGGACGCCGCGACGACUUGCGAGGACGGGUUUAAUGAGAGGAGCGGCAGGAAUUCGCCGAUGACGAAGAGGAAUAACGACGCAUUUCAGCUAUCAGCUAUCGUGCUCGCGAUUAUCGACUUGGUUCGAGCGAGAUCGAGCUGAUAUAUUUUAUUGACGUAUAAUUUUGUGAUGGUUUUUUAGUAUGUAUCAAGUUAUCUUUGUAAGUACUCUCUUCACUCCCACGGUAAAUUAUCAACGCUUUUAAUUUGGGUCUUAUUUAAUUUGUAUUUUUUUUAAAAUAUAAUUAUAUACUUAAUUUUAAAUUUUAUAA
Molecule: messenger RNA, 860 nt
Organism: Andrographis paniculata
Lineage: Eukaryota; Viridiplantae; Streptophyta; Magnoliopsida; Lamiales; Acanthaceae
Product: putative invertase inhibitor
Exons: 1
Coding region: 128-691 (187 amino acids)
Molecular function (GO): enzyme inhibitor activity
Source: RefSeq, a predicted model, not a curated record